AUUAUAUAAUUCUGUAAAAAUAUGUCUCGAAUAAGUCGAAUAUAUCGAUGAAUCUCAUCCGUUUGAAAAAUUUUGGUCGAGGUCUGUAUUUAAAAAUACUUUUCGCAGCAAUGCUCGAUCUAUCUCCCAUACUCUUAGCUUCACCAGUUCUAAAUUUAACUUAGUCUCGACAAAAUGGCAUCACAAGCACCUUCAGAAAUUUACGAUGAUUCAAAACGAGAAGAAAAAGAAGUAGAUAUAGCUAGAAUCGAAGCAAUGGUUACACCUGAACAAAUGCAUAGUGCUUCUGUGGCAAAAAAACGGCGAAACUUUACGAAACGACGAGCUAGCCGUCGAGAUAAAACACCUCUUAAAGAACUCGACGAUAAAACGACAACAGACGAAGAUGUUCCAGAGCAACGACCAAAAACACCGGAAAGAAGACGUCGAAAAAAAAUCGUGAGUAAAGACGAAUCGAAAUCUGAACCGGAGUUUACUGAAAAAAUGGAAUCUGCUACUAUAAAAAAAUCACACAGUUUUUCCAAACAAGUCAUAGAUGAGUACAAGAAAAGAGAAACCUUGAGUGAGUUAGCCCAGGCCGAAGUUGUUAGUUUUUUUAAUAAAACCAAAAAAGGACUAACUGCAGCUGCAAUAAGAGGCCGCGAGAGAUUUAAAAAGUUGGACAAGGAACAGGUGAGAAGAAGUCAAUCAGCACCUCACGCAUUUACACAAGAAGAAUUGAUUGAAAGCUUUCGCAAAGCACAACUUUUGGAUGAAUUUAAUGUACAACUCCAAACGAAAAUCUAUGAUGUUUACGAAAGCGACAAUAUUUCUGUCUCGAAACAGUUUCGACCAGAGGUGCAAGAAUUUGUGCGCCAAAGAAAAAAACAACGCACCACAAAUUGUUCCAAAAUUGUAGAGAUUUUAGAUCCAAAAACAUCGAAUGUGAUUGCAAUUAAAUCAGUGAUAAAAGCAGAUUUUCAUAUAAGGCAACUUUUUGAUAUUGUUCGACUUUUUACGAUUAAAGAAUUGCUGGUGUAUUUUCGUGCAUUUAAGUCCGAUAUGAAAGACGAAUGUCGAAAGAUUCGUAUCUUAAGAAAUCGAUGUAUGUGCGAACUUUUUCUUAUUAUUACUUUUUGUGGUCUGGGUGGAUUUUUAUUUAAAUUUGUUGAAGGAAGUUUUGAGCAUUUUUACAAAUGCGGCGUUAAACGAGUUAAACGCGACUUUAUCGAGAUGUUAUGGCUUAAAAGUCAUAAUCUUAGAGAAGAAGAAUGGAAAAGUUUAGCAAGAAAUAAAUUGAGGACGUUUGAAGAAGAGCUCCAUACUGCACACGAAGCCGGAAUGAAAACAUACAGUGGUCAAAGGUCGUGGAGUUUUCUAAAUUCCGUUGUUUAUUGUCUAACUAUAGUUACAACCAUUGGUUAUGGUCACAUUUAUCCUGAAACAAGAACUGGAAAAGCUUUGACCAUCGUCUACUCUCUUAUCGGUAUCCCCCUUUUUCUUCUGGCAUUAACCGAUUUCGGCAAACUCUUUACAAGAUGCAUUAAAUUUCUUUGGUCGUUUGUUAGACGACUUUAUUAUACUGGAAGCUGUCGAAAAGUGCGAAAAACAGCACACGUGAAGGAAAUUGUCAAAGGAGCACAAAUGAUGUACGAAAUUGCGACAUUUCGUCGCCCUUCAGUGUUCGCCGAGGGCGAACAAGCCGACACCCCUUCACCAACAACUCCUGCAAUGUCCAACUUUGAAAUUGACGACGAAUUUAAUCUUCCCGUUACGUUAGCCAUUUUUAUUCUUGUCGUUUAUAUGUUUGUCGGCGCUCUUAUCUAUUGGCUGUGGGAGGCUUGGAACUUUUUUGAUUCUUUUUACUUUGUUUUUAUUUCAAUGUCAACAGUUGGAUUUGGAGAUAUGGUACCGAACGACGCCGCUUGUAUGAUGGUCUCUAUUGUGUACCUAGUUUUUGGCCUCGCUCUAAUGUCGAUGUGUAUCAAUGUGGUACAAGCAAAACUGAGUGAUACUUUUCAGCAAGCUUCUACUAAAAUUGGUGCCACUAUUGGACUUUCCGUCGCCGAAGAUGACGGCAGCAUCACUACAGCGGUUCCCGACAACGUUGAAGUGGUUCCGGUUCACGACAAGGCCAAAAUUUCGACUAAAGACAGAACAGAAAAUGAUAAAAUGGAAACUCCCAAUGAAUCGACUUCUGUCAAAUCAACAUCAGUAAAAAGUUUAAAUCCCUUGAAGAAGCAAGUUGAUUUUGCAAAAGCGAGACCACAUUUAAUAAUACCGUCUCCUCAAGAAUGCAACAGAUAUCCUCAUCAGUUUACUGCAACUGCAGAAACUGCUGGCCUUACACCACAUCCUGCUUAUUUCAAGAGACAGUCGGUUUUUAUUUUCGAUCAGUUGCACGGUAUUAAAGAUUUGACCAAAUCAGGCUUAGGUUUCGGCGAAAAGUGUGCGUUCUGGCUAUACAACAAACUAAAACAAUGGAGUAGAAAGUGGUUUACGCAUACAUUUUUAACUCUGGUGUUGAUUUUAUAUACGAUCGGUGGUGCUUUUGUUUUUAUGGCAAUCGAAGGCGCCCACGAAAACAAACAAAUUAACGAAAGUAAAGUUCAAGCCAUUGAUGUGAGAGCUUCCAGACACAGAUUGAUUAUAGAUUUGAGAAACUUGUCUCUACGAAUGCCUUUAAAUUCAUCUGAUGAGGAAUGGACUAAAGAAGCACAAGAGCUCUUCGAGCGUCACAAGGAAGUGCUGAUUGAAAAUGAACAGAGAAAAAUUAAUAAAGAAAAGGAAGAGGAAAAACAGUGGUCAUUUUUUAAUGCAAUUGUUUAUUGCGGUACCGUGUACACUAGCAUAGGUUACGGUCACAUUUUUCCAAAAACCACGUCUGGCAAAGUUAUUACAAUUGUUUAUGCACUUAUUGGACUUCCCCUUUUUCUUAUUGCACUAACGGACUUUGGUAAGCUUUUCACACGUUGUAUAAAAUUUUUUUGGUCAUUUGUUCGCCGAUUGUACUAUACUGGAAGCUGUCGAAGAGCUCGUAAAACUGCUCAUGUUGAAGAUAUAUUUAAAGGUGCUCAAAAAAUGUACGAAAUAGCAACUUUUCGUCGUCCUUCAGCUGUCGUUGAUCCAGAACAUUUGACAUCUAUCCAGAUGGAAACUCCUGUCACACCAGCAAUAUCUAGUUUUGAAAUUGAUGAUGAAUUUAAUUUGCCAAUAUCUUUGGCUAUUUUUAUUCUUGUUGUCUAUAUUUUUCUUGGUGCUGUAAUUUAUUCUGUUUGGGAAAACUGGGAGUUUUUUGAUGCUUUCUAUUUCGUUUUUAUAUCUAUGACUACUAUAGGGUUUGGCGAUUUGGUACCUAAAGAUCCAGCCUGCAUGAUUGUUUCUAUUGCCUACCUAGUUUUCGGAUUGGCUUUAAUGUCUAUGUGUAUAAAUGUGGUACAGGUUAAAUUAAGUGACACAUUUAAACAAGCUUCCAAUAAAAUUGGAGCCACGAUUGGUAUUACAGUUGCCGAAGACGAUGGAAGUGUUAUAACUGUACCGCCGCAAAAUGUCGAAUUACCACAAGUACAUGAAAAUACUUUAAGUGUCAUAAAGCAGGAGUCGAGUGAAAUAACAAACUCAAUUUAAUUAAGUAGCACAAAAAUACAACUACACAUUUUUUUUGUGUUUUUUUGUUUGAAUAAUGUUUUUAUAAAUAAAAAUAUUUAUUUUAUA
Molecule: messenger RNA, 3693 nt
Organism: Tribolium castaneum (red flour beetle)
Lineage: Eukaryota; Metazoa; Arthropoda; Insecta; Coleoptera; Tenebrionidae
Exons: 7
Coding region: 175-3606 (1143 amino acids)
Biological process (GO): stabilization of membrane potential; potassium ion transmembrane transport
Cellular component (GO): plasma membrane
Molecular function (GO): outward rectifier potassium channel activity; potassium ion leak channel activity
Source: RefSeq, a predicted model, not a curated record